Messenger RNA from Bacillus rossius redtenbacheri, 3288 nucleotides. RefSeq lists its product as uncharacterized. Lineage: Eukaryota; Metazoa; Arthropoda; Insecta; Phasmatodea; Bacillidae. The record is from RefSeq and is a predicted model, not a curated record. The coding region runs from base 261 to 1466 and encodes 401 amino acids. The transcript has 3 exons.
UUUCACCAACAGAGAUAAACUUAAUGGAAAAUCGAGAUAUUUUUAUCGAGAUAAAAAGUUAAACUUGAAUUUUAAUCGCGAUGAUCUUGUGUCCGUUUCACCACGACUUAUCCUCUUCCCAGAUAAUCGAGAUAAUAAUAUCUCGAUAUUCAUUAUAAAAUCCCGAUUUUCUUUUUGAAAUCUCGAUGUUCGGAAGAAAAGUAAACAAAUAUCGCGAGUAGGUUUGUUGUUAUUCAAGUCGUGUAGCGAUAAUAAAGAUAAUGGAAGCUAAAGAAAACACUUGUUCCGCCAAAAAACCACGAAAUAAGAAUUUAUCACCAGAAGAAAAAAUUGUUUUGUUAGAUUUGGUGACAGAACAUUUUAACAUAAUUGAAAAUAAGCGCACGGAUGCAGUAACACAACAGAACAAAUUGAAACAGUGGCAAAUUAUUGCAAGUAGUUUCAACUGUGUGUCAGGAGUCCAUCACAGGUCUGCAGAUAACCUGAAAUCUGUUUGGGAAAAUCUGAAGAAGACGACACGGAAACAGUAUGCAGACGAAAAAGUUCAGAUGGUAACUGGGACAGGUAUGUUUUGUAUAAAAAUAUUUUCAACUUGUAUUACAAAAUGUAACAUUUUAUUUUGUGACUUACUAUACAAAGUGAAAGGAAGUGGUUUAAUAUAUUUUUACAAAUGGCAAUGUACAUUGACAAUUAAUUUAAUUAAAUUGAAUACAUUGUUUUUUUCAGGUGGAGGACCCCCCACAAAGUGUACAAAUGACCCUAUUUUGGGCCGCGUAUAUACUUUAAUAAAACCUGUAGUUAAAGGACACAAUAAUAUCUUUGACUCAGACUCAGAUGCAGUAAUGGUCAAUACAUUACAAUGCAUAAGUGAAUCAAACAACACAGAAGAAAAUGCAGUCGUAGAGCUGGAAAUAGGUUCGAUGGUGGACAUUGCUACCCUGGAGACUCAAACUAGUACACUUCUUAAUGGAGACUGGUCCCACUACACUCCCUCAAUGCUCAGAGGCCCCAUAUGUCCUGCUCUUGUACCACAAAAUAAUGCCAGUUCAACAUCAUCAGUUUCACCAGUGAUAUUCCCUUGUGUCAAAGAAACGGUUAUGGUAAGCACUGAGCAAGGCAACUGUGAAAGUACUUCAAGAGACCAUAUUCCCGAUAAUAGUAACAAUGUUGCAAAAUCAGUCCUUGAGUGUCAGUUGCCAAACAUCGCGGGGAAGUCUUCCUGGACUCAGAGACGGCGGCCAAAAUUGCAGUCCAGCAAGAACAAUGAAAUAAGUGCCCUCCAUAAAGCUAAAAUUGAACUAAUUGAAUUAUGUAAGAAAUAUGCAACAGAAGAAAAUGAAGCUAUGAAAGAACUGCGUCAAGUGAGAUUGCAACAAGAACAAGAAAGGCUGAAUCAUGAAAAGCUACAGACUGAAUUUAUGACUCUACAGAUUAAAAAACUAAAGAAAGAAUUGGAUGGUUUAUAAUUUUAUGUUUUAUGUAAUUUGUAUACAAUUUUUCUUUGUAACUCUAUUUACAAUGAGCAUUUCAAAGCAUCUGAUUUCGUAUAUUUGUAAUGAAACCUAGUUGUAUUGAAAAUCAUUAUCUAUAUAUAUAUUUGAUAUUUGUAGCAUUACUAAUUAUUUGACUAAUAACAAUUAUACAUAAAACCAUUUUACAGUUUUUGUCCCUUGAUCCUUGCUGCAACAUCUUCACGAAUUUGUUGAUGAUUUUUUCUCGAGGCCAUCUACAACAAACUGAGACAACAAAAAUUAUUAAAUAUGAUAGGAGUUUGUAUAUGCAAUCGGAUAAAUUUAAUAUUAUUUGUUCUUACCUUCUGAAAUAGUUCUCAAUUAAUGACCGUCUCACUACAUCAUAUCUGGCCCUUCUCUCCACAUUUCCUUCUUGAUCCCUAAUGUAACCUUCCUCCAGCAGUUCAGUCCACGGUUUUUCACAAAUAAUGUUAGGAUCAUCUGGUGGAAUUUCUUCGCCGGCUCGUAUCAAAAUAUUAUGCAGCACUGCAGUUGCCACAAUGAUUGGGAAAGCAUUCUCUAGGCUGACUUUCAGUCCUAAAGCUAAGACUGGAAAGCGCCGUUUCCAGCAUCCAAACAUUCGUUCUACUGGAUUCCUAGAUCGUAUUUGCGAUUCGUUGUAAAGAUGUUCCUGACGACUUGUGGGAUUGUUCAAUGGAGACAUUAGAUAUUUGUUACAACCAUAGCCUGAAUCCACAAGCAAUACCGAAUCUCCAUAUGCUCCUCUUUCAAAGAAUGCUCUUCUAUUACUGUUAUUAAAGACUGUACUAUCGUGUGUGGAUCCAGGCCAUCUGGCAACAAUAUCUUUGAAUUCCACAUUUGGGUCACAAAUGGCUUGAAUAUUGAUAGAAAAGUACCCUUUUCUAUUUCUGUACAACUCUGCAUUUUCUCCUCCUGAAAAAAAAUAUUUUCUGUAUUAACAAUAUGCCUUGACAUAUCAUUCACUUUGAACCUAUGCUCAAUGAUAUUCUUAACAAACCUGGUGACUGUAUUCUGACAUGGGUGCAAUCCAUUGCACCAAUAGCCCUGGGAAAUUUUGCAAUCUGAUAAAAUUUCAUUUGGGCCGAAUGAAUUUCUUCUCUGGUCUCAGGAAAUCUUAUGAAUUGAGGCCGAAGAGCAGCGAUUGCGCAACUAACCCUGUGGAUUAUUCUGUGUGCUGUGGGUUUACUACAACCAACGUAGUCCCCAACAGACAGCUGGUUACAUCCCGUUGCAUAAAAACGAAGUGUUGCAAGAAGUUGAUUCAUGGGUGAAACUGACAUGUUCCUAAAAGUAAAAAUAAAUACUGUUAGUAAUCUAGAUUUAAUUAGAAAAUUUAAAUGGAUGUUUAGAAUCAAAUAAACCUACCUGUCAGAAGGGAACUCUAGUUGGUUUUCAAUAUGUUCAAGUACAAACAUAGCCGAUUGUUUAGAAAGACGAAAGUGAAUCUUGAAAUCAUCCUCGUCAUACAAUUCAAAAUAAUCGCUUCUUUCCUGAAUCCAUCGUGGCCGACGUUCGCGAAAAUGUUCUUCAUCAUCACUGUCCUCAAGAAUUAAAUUAUACAUCGCCCGAGCCAUAUUUCCUCCAAAAAUAUAAUGCAUGCUGUGAUGUGUUUGUUUAUUUUUACAUCUUUAUCCAGAUAUUCUCACUUUAUCCACCAAAUUCCGAGGUUUAAGUAUUCUAUCUCGAUAAUAUCAGAAAAUCGAGAUAAAGUGUGUGAUGAAACACAACAACUAGAACAUCGAGAUAUUUUUGAACUUUAUCUCGAUAAAAUAGCAUUAUCCCUGUUGGUGAAACC